This is a messenger RNA of Acanthisitta chloris (rifleman), 561 nucleotides long. It is a transcript of the gene MRPL13, whose product is annotated as mitochondrial ribosomal protein L13. The record is from RefSeq and is a predicted model, not a curated record. The annotation marks the transcript as partial. Gene Ontology annotation, cellular component: mitochondrial large ribosomal subunit; ribosome. The transcript has 6 exons. Gene Ontology annotation, biological process: translation; negative regulation of translation. NCBI's taxonomy places the organism in Eukaryota, Metazoa, Chordata, Aves, Passeriformes, Acanthisittidae. Gene Ontology annotation, molecular function: mRNA binding; structural constituent of ribosome.
CAAUGGGCUACUUUUGCCAAAGCCUGGUAUCUCCUCGAUGCAAGGUUGCAGCCUCCAGGAAAAAUAGCAGCUGAGACUGUAAUCAGACUUGAGGGCAGACAUAAGCCUAUUUAUCAUGCACUAAGUGACUGUGGAGAUCAUGUUGUCAUAAUAAAUACAAGACAUAUUGCCUUCUCUGGUAACAAAUGGGAACAGAAAGUAUAUUCUUCACAUACUGGCUAUCCUGGUGGUUUCAAACAAGUGACAGCAACUCAGCUCCAUUUGAAGGAUCCAACUGCUAUUGUUAAACUGACUGUGUAUAGGAUGCUUCCAAAAAACCUUCAGAGAAGAACUAUGAUGCAGAGGUUACACCUGUUCCCAGAAGAUGUUAUUCCAGAAGAUAUACAGAAGAACCUUCUACAGGAGAUUCCUCAGCCACGCGCAAUCCCCAAGAGGUUGGACGAAUAUACACCAGAAGAAAUCGCUGCCUUUCCGAAGGUUUGGACUCCUUACCCAGAAUAUUUCUGGGAUGUAGUAACAGAGCUGAAGAAGAAGCCAGAGAUACGCUGGAUAUAUGGUUGA